AUGGACGGGCGGUCAGCGGGAAAAAGGCACCGUGGGCGAGGAUCCGAUUCGUGUGUCGAGAGUCAUGGCAGAUGCCGCUGGGCGCGUCGUCAGCGUCAGACGGGAGAACGUCGGUCAAACCAUGUCAACACUACUCGAUUUCUUCCGUCAGCUAAGAACAAUGGCACAAACACAAAGUGCUUCCGAUGGCAUGGGGUUGGUGUAAGCACAGCAGCGGGUGCGAUAACGCACUUGAGCUUGGUAAAGACGUUAGGCGCAUUGGCAACCCCAUACCCUUUCCACCCCCCCUCACAACCUCCCCACAAUUCGGCACUUGAGCCUCAAAACGGUACUGUCUCUGACUAUCCUUCUAGAACACACGAAGACUAUGGUGUGCAUUCUCUUGCACCAGAAUGCAAGGAACUAACAACAAGCAAAGCAACACUUCCAUGGAGAUACAUGCCACCGGAUUUUCACUCAACAAGUACAGGGUUCAAGCAAAAUAAGACUUGCCACAUACGUGCACCUUUUUGCGACCCCUCUUCUCUCCAACCACGACAAUGUCACGUCCAAAACACACCCAAGUAA
Bipolaris victoriae FI3 is the source of this 567-nucleotide messenger RNA. RefSeq lists its product as hypothetical. The transcript has a single exon. NCBI's taxonomy places the organism in Eukaryota, Fungi, Ascomycota, Dothideomycetes, Pleosporales, Pleosporaceae. Bases 1 to 567 code for a protein of 188 amino acids. The record is from RefSeq and is a predicted model, not a curated record.